Messenger RNA from Camellia sinensis, 3139 nucleotides. Lineage: Eukaryota; Viridiplantae; Streptophyta; Magnoliopsida; Ericales; Theaceae. The record is from RefSeq and is a predicted model, not a curated record.
CCUUGUGUUUUUCCUCUAUCUGUUUACAUCAAUUGGUCAUGAUGAUUGAUAGUGAAAAAGACAAAGAAUAAAAAAAACUGUUAAUAGAGUCAAAGGUGAAGAAAUAUGUAAAGAUUAAUUAGUCGUAUGAUACGUAUUGAAUUGCGAUGGAUACAAUACCAAAUCAUAUGUUAUAUAUAGAAACAUCUCUAAUCAUUUAAGUCACCAGCAAUAGGACCAAAGAUUAAAGUAGCCGAGCCUAAUUUGAAUUUUUUUCCCAUAUUUUUUAUAUUUGCAAUGAAAUAUCAUUUAUCUUUUGUUAUAUUAAAAUUUAACUUUUAUGCCUAACCUAAUAUCUUAUAGUUUGAUGCUUUGCUUUUUUAUGAAUGUAUAUUUGUCUCUUUAACCAAUUUGUAAUUUUACUCACAAUCUGUUGGUCAAAAUCAAAAGGGUUAGUUACACUUCUCACUUUUAUAGUUUGAUAUAGUUUCAAAUUGAAUAAUUUGAUCCCUACAUUCUAAAUCUAAUUUCUGCUUGGUCAUUCCAUUCAAGUUUGAGGUGAAAGUUAACAAUUUUGGGACACUUGUUAGUUUCCUAAAACCCAUGUAGGAAAAUUAACGAAAAUUUGGACAGAAGGACUAAAUUGAAAUUGAAUUAAAGUCAUAGGGAUCGAACUGUUCAAUUUGAAACUACAUGGGCUAAAGUAAAAUUUGAGUCAAAGUGUAGGGGCUAAGAGUGUAAUUAACCCAAAUCAAAAUUUGAUAUUAGUGGUUUGCCUUAUUCUUCAUGUUAAAAAACUCAAUGAAUGAUAGUGCAUUUUUAAUCAUCUAUAUCAAUUCAUAUUUCAAUGCCCACUUGAUUUUCUAUAUUGUUUUCAUUAAUCAGAACAUAAAUUAUCAACUUUGGGGGUUUACUAGCUAGGUUGGUUUUGUUGCCUUAAUUUUUCUUAGCUUAUGUUUGUCAUUGACACAUGCGCCCUAGCUAGCUAAUUUAUUAGUUGUUUCCAUAUCAAGACCACUGCAAACCAAAGUUAAUAAUCUUUUCCACACUAGUUAGGGACAUAUCAUUGUCACCAAGAAAUUAAAUUUUAUUACCUUUUUUGCCAUCUUGUGUUUUGUUGUUUGGGGUUUUUUGGCAUCUUGGUUUGGUUUGGGAAAUAAUUUUUUUCAUUUUGUAAUUUAAAUGAUGACUAAGGUUAAUAAUGAGAAAUAGGGAAAAAGGCUAUUUUGGGCAAAAGAAAGUUGGUAAUGUUAGAAUAUAUGUCGUUUAUAAGUGCCUUUUAUUGUUAUUAGCGAGGGUACUAAUGUCAUUGUGUUAUUUUAUUACAGUAUAAAUAUGGACUGAGGUAGAGGUACGAGACACAACCCUAAUACCUAUUCCUAUAAUUUUUUGUUUCCUCUCUGUCUUCUCUUCUUGUUCUCUCUAGCCCUAACCUUGAUCUCACAUAUUCUAUAAUUCAACUGGUAAGAGAAUAAAACUCAUCAUCUCUUACGCACGAUCUCACUUUCUCCGUUUUCAUUUGUUUCUCCCCCAAUUCCUGAGCCUCAGUCCUCGUGAAGAUCCAUGGGAUUCGAGUUCGAAAUCACUGAGCCCUAGAUCUAAAAGAAGAUAAGAGGGAUUCGAGUUGUUCUUUCUAACAAAUAUGAAUGCUUCAUCCUCUCAAACAAAGGAACCGAAAAAUGACAUCCCAUUUCUUCCCGAGGACAUCAUUUUCCACAUUCUUAUUUGCCUUCCUGCUGAGUUUUUGCAUUGCUGUGGAAAAUUUGUGUGCAAGGCUUGGGCCAAAAUUAUAUCUAAUCCUUCUUUUAUCAAGGCACACCUCCUUCAGUCAAAUGAUGGCUUGUUCGUCCAAAAAUUUGGUAAGCUAUAUCAUUCAUGUUUCCUUGAGUUCAAUGAGGGAGAAUUCAGAACAACACACCUAAAUUGUCAUGGACAUAUGGUCUCUAGUUGUCGUGGCUUAUCGCUAUUUUCGGGCUCAUAUCCUGAGAGAUUUCUUUUUGUUGGGAAUCAUGUGACACAAAAGUAUAAGAACUUACCUUUUCCUAUUGCGAAAGGUCAUCUUUUGCUCUCUUGUCAUAUUGGUUACAUUUCUCACAUUGAGGAGUACAAGGUGGUUUGCCAUUGUGAGAUAUCAGGUGGAGAAUAUAGAUGGUUUGUAUUGUCUAUGGAUAAUAAUAACAUGUCAUGGAGAAGAAUGGAGACUUCACUAAAAGGAAUCAGUUUUUAUUGUGAUGACAGAGCUUCAGUGUCUGUUGGAGGCGCUAUUUAUUACUCUCAAAUGAACAGUCAUAUUUUUGUUAUUGACCUUUAUGAUGAAACUUCUCACUCCAUUCAAGUUCCAAAUGAAUUUGUUGGGAGUUGUUAUAGUCUUCUUGAGCGGGGGAAUAGUUUAUCUUUCAUUGUGAGACAUUCGGCAGAGGUUCAUGUAUGCAUAUUAAAGACUUACGUUGUAAUGAAUGGGCUAAACUUUUACAAGAUUACAGAAACAAUAGAUGGACCAAAUUUUUUAUGUGAGAGUUUCAUACCUGUUGGUUGGCUGGAUGAUGGCCAACUCUUGGCCUUCAUUCACUUUGAAAAGUUGGUUGUGACUUAUAAUGUGAAAACAGGAGAGGCAAGAUCCUCCGAUGUUUUCAGCUCUGAUUUAAUACGGAAACACACCAACAGCCUUGUUUCAUGGAAGCAUUUAGAAGGCAAGGACAAGAGAGGAGGAGUCUCAUCAACAUAAAAUGUUGGCAGAAGCUAAGCUGCAACAUUUGGAGUUUGAAUUCUAUUUCUUUGCAUGACGCCAGAGUUUAUAAAAGAUUAUGUAUACCAACUUGGGGGUAACUUGCUUUGAACCAUUAUUGGUAUCCAAGUUGUGCGUAUAAUUUUCUUACAGUGAGUGCUUUUUUUGUUUUCGUAUUUUUGCAACAGUUUGUUACAAAUAAGGCUUGGAAGUUGAUUAGGAAAAUAGUAAGGGAUGAAUGAAGUUGGGCAGGGUAUUGGUCCUAACAGUUGAAGACUAAGUGGUUGGUAACUUUAAAGUGUCUUUGGUUUUGUGUGGUGGUUUACUUUUGUUUCUGUUGUGUGUUACCUAGUUCAUAAAACAUUUUUGUAGAUUUAUGACGUUACCUUUUGCCCCGUGUAUGCAAUAUAGUGAUGAACAUAGCAUUUGUGGGUU